Messenger RNA from Eruca vesicaria subsp. sativa (arugula), 1053 nucleotides. NCBI's taxonomy places the organism in Eukaryota, Viridiplantae, Streptophyta, Magnoliopsida, Brassicales, Brassicaceae. The record is from the annotation of a GenBank genome assembly.
AUGGCAGGAGAAGAGCAAAGACGUAGAUGGAGCCUUCAAGGCAAGACCGCACUUGUCACCGGUGGAACCAAAGGCAUUGGGCAUGCUAUAGUAGAGGAACUUGCAGGAUUUGGGGUAAUAAUACAUACAUGUGCUCGAGACAAAGCACAUCUCAACGAGUGUUUAAGCAAAUGGAAGAAUAAAGGGUUUCAAGUCACUGGUUCAGUCUGUGACGUAUCGUCCUGGACCGAAAGAGAGAAGCUGAUGGAAACUGUGAACUCUUUGUUUGAUGCCAAGCUCAGUAUCCUUAUCAACAAUGCUGGUGCAAUUCGGUCAAAGCCAACAAUAGAGCAUACGGCAGAGGAUUUCUCGUUCCACAUUUCGACCAACUUGGAAUCUGCGUAUCAUUUUAGCCAGCUUGCACAUCCUCUGCUCAAGGCCUCAGGGUGUGGUAACAUCGUGUUCAUAUCCUCUCUUUCUGGGGUCGUCUCACUUGGCAUCAGCUCCAUCUACAGUGCCACAAAAGGGGCAAUGAAUCAGCUGGCAAAGAAUUUGGCAUGCGAGUGGGCGAGCGACAGCAUAAGGGCUAAUUCUGUAGCUCCUACAUUCAUUGCCACUCCACUGGUUGAUAAUGCGUUUGAUGAUGAAUUUAAGAAAGUGGUGGAAUCAACAAAUCCCUUGGGACGCUUAGGAAAACCGGAGGAGGUAGCAUCGCUGGUGGCAUUUCUUUGUAUGCCUGCAGCUUCUUAUAUAACGGGUCAGACCAUUUGCGUUGAUGGAGGUCUUUCGGUCAAUGGCUUCUCGUAUCAGCCACAAGCUUAAUCCCAAUCACCAAAACAAAUAAAAUUUCAAGUUCAGUAAUAAGUUUUAAGUGUUCAGACUUUGUAUCCUUCCUAAGAUUACUUAGUGUUGAUGCUUUUCAUUAGCGUCUUUAGCUAAGCCACCAUUUGUGUUGCUAAACUAGAGACCCUUAUCUUGGUUCACACCAAAUAGCAUUGAAUAUCGAUUGGUCUUGGCAUUGAAUUUCGUCAGAAAGCUGUUAAAUAUAAGCAUUUCAUCCACGACGACAACAAC